AUGCUCAACCAGCUUAUAUCCGCAUUCAGAUCCUCGCUUACAUUCAACAAGUCGUCCCAGCAGCUGAGAUUCAGAGGCCAGCUUGCGCCUAGGCGGACAAAAUACCGCAAAAGCCACAAGGGUAGAGUGGGAUGUCCAACUGGUGGCAGCACUGCUGGUACUACCCUUGCAUUCGGUGAAUUUGGCCUGAGGGUCAAGCAAGGCACCAGGCUCUCAGCCAAGACGCUCCAGAGCUGCGAGGAGUCUAUCAAGCGCAAGAUAAAGCCACUCAAAGGCAGCCAGUGCUUUAUGCGAGUAUUCCCCGAUAUUCCUGUCUGCGUAAAGGGCAACGAGACCAGAAUGGGUAAGGGCAAGGGUACAUUUGAAUACUGGGCGUGUAGAGCCCAGCCAGGCAAAGUUAUAUUUGAAGUUGGCGGCGGUGGAAUGCGUUCUGAAGUGGCUCAAGAGGCCCUUCGUCUAGCACAGGCUAAGAUUCCUGUCAAGACUGAAUUCGUAAAGCUCAGCGAUCCACCAAAAUUGGGCAGCGCUUAUCUCACCUACCCACGCUCUAACGCCGGUGCAGCUGGUCCUGGUUUCGACGGCAGCCCUGCGCCUUGA
Molecule: messenger RNA, 597 nt
Organism: Wallemia ichthyophaga EXF-994
Lineage: Eukaryota; Fungi; Basidiomycota; Wallemiomycetes; Wallemiales; Wallemiaceae
Exons: 3
Coding region: 1-597 (198 amino acids)
Biological process (GO): mitochondrial translation
Cellular component (GO): ribosome; mitochondrial large ribosomal subunit
Molecular function (GO): rRNA binding; structural constituent of ribosome
Source: RefSeq, a predicted model, not a curated record